GGUGAACAUUGCCUAUACCAAAUAUAGACUAGUGUCCUAAUAAUUUGACAAUGACAAUAGAUAGAUAGAGAUAACCACAAUAUCAGAGAGAGAGAGAGAGAGACAAAGAAUCUCCAGCAAUACGGAAGUGAACCCCUCCACCCAUCGUAUUGUCCACAAGAUGAUUCAAUUAAAGGUAUGUGUGAAGGAUUGCUCUCUUGCGUACAUAUAAAAUACUCCCAUUUCUCUUUCACUCAUUACUUCAACUGUGGCUUGCGCAUGUACAAAAUACCAAAAUACCCUCAUUGCUUUGGACUCAUUGCCUCCCAGGCGCAUACAUAAACUACACUUACUAUUUCCCGCGCAUUACUUCUAUUGUGCUAACUCUCACAUUAUAGACGAUGCUUAAUUGCAUCGACAAUUCUGGUGCCGCUGUGGUAGAAUGCGCCAAGGUCUUAAAAAUGAAGAGGCAUGCGAAGAUUGGUUCGGACCCCUCUUGACUUUCUUUACAAAGCCCUCUCAGCAUCAUAUCCCUCACGAUCAGCCUCUCAACUUCAUCUCAUCGAUCCCCGAGUCUGACCUCAAUUUUCAGGAGACCGCAUUAUAGUUGUCGUACAAAAGCAACGCAACUUCUCCGAAUCCGGUCCCGGUGCAAGUGUUUCCACAUCAGCGGCAAACAAGGUUAGAAGAGGAGAUAUUAGACAUGCUGUUGUGGUUAGGACGGUUAAGAAACUACAAAGGCCCGAUGGAAGUGUUGUCAAAUUCGAUGACAAUGCUUGUGUUUUGAUUAACAAAGCCGGAGAACCCAUUGGAACGAGAUUAAAUGGUUAGUUGUUGUCGACUAUCCUCGAUUGCGUUUUCCUUGUUAACAUUAUAUAGGUGUGGUUGGCACAGAGCUGAGAAAGAUGAAGUGGUCAAAAAUUCUAUCACUAGCACCUAUGCAUCUAUAGACAUCACCGUAUAAAAAGGAAUAAGCGUAGCAUAUAAAACCCGGCGUUUCCAAGGAAUUUGGACAAUGAAAAUAUAUCCCCUCCCGUACUGAUUGCCAUG
Sclerotinia trifoliorum is the source of this 1029-nucleotide messenger RNA. The record is from the annotation of a GenBank genome assembly. Lineage: Eukaryota; Fungi; Ascomycota; Leotiomycetes; Helotiales; Sclerotiniaceae.